This is a messenger RNA of Micromonas pusilla CCMP1545, 429 nucleotides long. RefSeq lists its product as uncharacterized. The record is from RefSeq and is a predicted model, not a curated record. NCBI's taxonomy places the organism in Eukaryota, Viridiplantae, Chlorophyta, Mamiellophyceae, Mamiellales, Mamiellaceae. The transcript has a single exon. Bases 1 to 429 code for a protein of 142 amino acids.
AUGACGAUGCGAUACAUGUUCAUGAAGAACAUCGCGAAGCUGGAGGCCGCGCUCGCGUCGAUGCCGGGCGCGGCGCAGCCGACGCUCGUGGAGGGGAAAUGGCGCGCGCCCGCGAUGUCCAGGCGCAAAGUCGCGGAGCUGCGCAAGGCGGCGAUCGCGAUGGGGAAAGAGUGGCCGUGGGACGUCGCGAACAAGAAUCCGGAGUACAAGCCGCCGAAGGGGCACAAGCACGAGAGAGACCAGGGCUUGAGAGAGGCGAAGAUCGAGGCCGCGCUGAAGAAGCAGCCGGCGCUGAUCGAGGCGCACAAGAAGCACAGGCGAGAGGUUCGCGCGGGGAAGGACGUGACCGCGUUCGACCAGAUCUUGAUGACCACGAAGGAGAAGAUCCUGAAGUCGCGGCAGAACCCGGCGAACCAGAAGAGGAGUUGA